UUUACACGAUGCGCCUUAUACCCUACUCCGACAACGACCUUCUUCUUUUCCAGUCGCAAACAUCUCCUGGUUGAGACUUUACUUUGCGACGCUUAAAAGACUAUAUAACACGCCCGUUUUGUCCUGAAUUGGCUGCGAUGCCCCUCGAUAACAUCCGCAACAUCCUCCUCGUGCUCUCCGGCAAGGGCGGGGUAGGCAAGUCGAGCAUCACCACACAACUCGCGCUUACGCUGUCGCUACAAGGCCAUUCAGUUGGCGUCUUGGAUAUCGAUCUUACGGGCCCAAGCAUACCGCGGUUCUUUGGAAUUGAGGAUUCAAAAGUAAGGCAGGCACCAGGCGGUUGGAUACCAGUCGAUGUCCAUGGAGCGCAGCCGUUGCCAGGGAAGAAACUAAAGGAUGAGGAGGGAGAGAAUGCACAAGACCAAAAGACUGGACCGCUAUCAUGCAUGUCGCUAGGCUUCAUCCUGGCUUCCCGCUCUGACGCCGUCAUCUGGCGCGGCCCCAAAAAGACAGCAAUGGUCCGCCAGUUCCUCACCGAUGUCCUUUGGCCACCUCUCGACUACCUGCUUAUCGACACGCCACCUGGUACCUCUGAUGAGCACAUUUCCUUGCUCGAAACCCUCCUCAAGAACACGACUCCUUCACCCUCGCUCAACCCGAACCUACCCUUUCUUGCUGGCGCGGUAGUAGUAACAACACCGCAAGCUAUUAGCAUCAGCGACGUAAAGAAGGAACUCAAUUUCUGUAAAAAGACAGGUAUACGCGUUCUCGGUGUGGUGGAAAACAUGGCCGGCUUCGUGUGUCCCAAUUGCUCGGAGUGCACAAAUGUGUUCAGUAAAGGAGGCGGACAGGUUAUGGCCAAUGACUUUCAAGUUCCAUUUUUGGGCAGCGUGCCGAUAGACCCAGCGUUUGUGGAGUUGAUUGAGAGCGGCACCAGGCCUGUGUACCCACAAGGGACGGUUAUGCAGGGCAAGGAUGUGAAUACGGAGGAUGUUGCAAAGGCGAGAAAUAAGGAGGGGAGCUUGGUGGACAAGUAUCGGGAUUGCUCUCUUUAUCCGCUUUUUGAUGGUUUUGUGACGAGAUUGAAGGCAGAUGUGGCAGGGAUAGAGUGAAGGCGGAAAGGAAUAAAAUGAUGUACUC
Molecule: messenger RNA, 1140 nt
Organism: Bipolaris maydis ATCC 48331
Lineage: Eukaryota; Fungi; Ascomycota; Dothideomycetes; Pleosporales; Pleosporaceae
Product: P-loop containing nucleoside triphosphate hydrolase protein
Biological process (GO): iron-sulfur cluster assembly
Cellular component (GO): cytosol
Molecular function (GO): 4 iron, 4 sulfur cluster binding; ATP-dependent FeS chaperone activity; ATP binding
Source: RefSeq, a predicted model, not a curated record